CCCAGUUCUAAGCGGUGUAUGUCCAAAGUUUGUUGUGUUGAAAUUAUAUACUUUUUACUUAUUGUGGAAGCUUUGUCGGUUCAGUAGAAAAAAAGUGGACUUGUAUUCAAAAUUCAUGGAGGUAUUCAAAAGGGCCAUACUACAGCCUGGGCCACCUGAAAAUUUUGCUUUGAAGACAGUCCAAGAAGUAAUAAAUCCUCAGAAACAAACGAAGUUGGCCCAAGAUGAGAAUCAAUUCCUAGAAAAUAUUUUACGUAUGCUGCUUCAGGAGUUUGUGUCCGCAGCAGCAUCUUCUGAGAAAAUAAUGCAAUUUGGGCAAUCCAUGGAUUCUAGUGGAACUACUCAGGGAUUCAUUCCUCGCCUUCUUGAUAUUGUACUAUAUCUGUGUGAGAAAGAACACAUUGAAGGUGGAAUGAUUUUUCAGCUAUUGGAAGACUUGACAGAAAUGUCUACAAUGAAAAACUGCAAAGAUAUUUUUGGCUAUAUAGAGAGUAUACAAGACAUAUUGGGCAAACAUGAACUUUUUGCUCGAGGAAAACUUGUAAUGCUGAGAACCUGCAAUCAACUUCUUCGACGUCUGUCAAAGGCAAAUGACGUGGUCUUUUGUGGAAGGAUUCUCAUGUUUUUAGCUCAUUUCUUUCCAUUAUCAGAGCGAUCAGGUAUAAUUAUGUAAACUAGUUUUGUACAUGGGUCGGUUCUCGUUGGUUACCAAUGUAUCACCUGUUCAGUAAAAAAAUCUUGCAUUGGGUUUGGUCGUAUUUCUUAAUUUUUUUAUUUCACGUUGUCCAACCCAUCCUUGACAAAGUUGGGUCAAUUGGAUCACACUUUGAAAAAAAAAUUGCUAAAAUUUGUAAUUUGAAAACAUGUUUUAGAAUAACUAUUUUAAAAAAUAGACUAU
This is a messenger RNA of Vigna umbellata (rice bean), 898 nucleotides long. NCBI's taxonomy places the organism in Eukaryota, Viridiplantae, Streptophyta, Magnoliopsida, Fabales, Fabaceae. The record is from RefSeq and is a predicted model, not a curated record.